This is a messenger RNA of Penicillium hordei, 234 nucleotides long. RefSeq lists its product as uncharacterized. Bases 1 to 234 code for a protein of 77 amino acids. Lineage: Eukaryota; Fungi; Ascomycota; Eurotiomycetes; Eurotiales; Aspergillaceae. The transcript has 2 exons. The record is from RefSeq and is a predicted model, not a curated record.
AUGCCACCUCAGAGCUGCAGACUUCCCGAAUGGAUAUCUCUUAAAAAUCCACCCAAUGGUAUCAUCCCCGAUAGCGACGAACUUUUUGCCGCCCUCAAAGAGAUACCAAAACUCCAAGAAUGCACCAGUAUCACCCGAAGCCGUCCGCAUGUGCUAAGGGACAUUAAAUGGUUGGUUAUCGAAGCAGCAUGGACAGGGAAGAGUUUCGUACGCCGGAACUUUGCCGCAGAUUAA